AUGAGAGCUGUGGGAGCAGGGGAGAGUGGUGCUGUUCAGAGGACGGCGGAGCUACAGAACAGCAGGCUACUGCUGGAGCGACGGUUCUGCAGGGAGCCGGCCGUCAUCCCCACGCUGCCCUCGGGAGAGCCCAUCUUCUCACCGCGGCACCACCCGCUGCCCUGCUCCCCGGACUGCUCCAGCUUGCAGCCCCACAGCCAUCUGGAGAGGCUCUUUUUCAGCCGCCGCUCGCCGGCUCUAGGGACUUCCCCCUUGAAGCUGGGAACCUGGGCCGAGAAGCGUGGCGGGAGUGUGGCCCUGAUCUCACUGCUGUGUAGUGGCCUCAUCAGCUACCUGUACCUGCAGGUGCCCAACUGCCCCGUCCCAGUCCUUCGGUGGCUGUUCCAGCUGUUAGUGUGGCCCCCAGACACUUCAAUGCGAUCAGUUCAAACCUCGUGGGACCUCAGCACCAACAGCCUCUUCCAGCAAACAGAUGGGUAUGACCUCGCCAUGUGGUGUCCGGAGCUGCCAGAGAUUAACAGAGCCCUUUACAACCUGGGAGCAAGCCACCUGGCCCUCCACCCCGGCCACUGCUCCCCCAACCUCAUGGCCCGAUACCAAAGCCUUUUGGGGGAUGAAGGUGGCCCAGUUGUCAGCCAGGAGCUAGGAAACUCCAGGGACACCAACUUGGGAAUCAGCCUAAGCUAUAUCUUCAAGAACUGCGCCAUGGCCCAGCCGGCAGCCUAUGUGGACAAGAAGCUGCUCAGCCUGACAACCUUGUUGUGCCGAGCCGGCCUGGACACAGGCCUCUGGGUGCAGCCCAUGAUGGACCUCCAGCAGCUCCUGCUCGUCCUCUUCGAUAACAUCCUCGACUGGCCAGAACAGUUCCCGGAGCUCUGCUGCCGGCUGAGCCGGGUGUCUGAUCACCAUCACAACUUGCUGGCCGUGGUGCGGCUCUUCCCAGACCUCACUGGCUGGGGCAGGUACCUCCGCAGCCAACUCAGCCUGGUGAUUAUUGCCUGACUGCUGGGGCAGACGGAGGUCCUACCGCUCUGGAAGGAAAAUGCCCAGAUCCACAGCACCUGGCCCCGCUGUGUGAUAUCUGACAGCCCGCCCAACCAGCCGCAGUGGGCCGAGGCCCCGCCUCUCCGUCGGGUCGGCUUCCUGGCAGAGUGCCGGAGCCUAGGGUCCUCUCGAGAAGAUUUUACUCCGGCCCCCGAAGGCCCUUCGGUCCCCCCACAGGAUGAUGGCGGGGGCCCAGGCAGAGGCUCCUCAACUGACCCCAAACAGGCCAGGAGGUCCAUUGGCCCAGCUACCCGCUUUAGCGGGCACCAGGGCUCAGAAGCUGGGCCGGGGUGGUUCAGGGUUUGCUGCCUGUGUCACAGUCUUCUGACCCUGGCUGAUAUGGUGGUGGACUGCCAGGAUAUCUCUUCCAGCACAUGGGGUGAGCUGCAGCAGCUGUACCUGCAGCUGGAGCAUCAUGUCACCUUGCACAUCCUAGAGAACCCCCAAGACAAGUAUCACACUGAACUCAAAGACCUGGCCAUCCACACCUCUGUCCGCCCCAAGUGACAUCCCCAUCCUCAGGAUCAAGGC
Ornithorhynchus anatinus (platypus) is the source of this 1575-nucleotide messenger RNA. It is a transcript of the gene FAM178B, whose product is annotated as family with sequence similarity 178 member B. The record is from RefSeq and is a predicted model, not a curated record. NCBI's taxonomy places the organism in Eukaryota, Metazoa, Chordata, Mammalia, Monotremata, Ornithorhynchidae. The transcript has 14 exons.